Molecule: messenger RNA, 739 nt
Organism: Helianthus annuus (common sunflower)
Lineage: Eukaryota; Viridiplantae; Streptophyta; Magnoliopsida; Asterales; Asteraceae
Exons: 2
Coding region: 116-508 (130 amino acids)
Biological process (GO): systemic acquired resistance
Molecular function (GO): fatty acid binding
Source: RefSeq, a predicted model, not a curated record
UGUGUCUUUCAAGUUUUAGUGCUUUCACCAUUUGAAAAUAUGAUAAGACAACUAAUGUUUGCAAUAUAGAGCACUUUCACUUUCCCCCCUAUAUAACUCUUUGGGAUUUCUACCCAUGAACUCAACUCAAAUUCAUUCGAAGACGACAACGAUGAAGGCUUCAAUGAAAAUGAACUGCGUUCUGUGUUUGGUUGCAAUUAUAGGAGUUGCAUUUAUAACCGUCGAAGGAACCGGAGGACCCUGUUGGAAAUCUACACCUGAUAACGAAGCAAUGAAGCUAGCACCGUGUGCUUCCGCUGCUAAAGAUGAGAAUGCAGCCGUCCCAGAGAGUUGCUGCUACCAGGUCAAAGUAAUUGGGCACAACCCAAGUUGCCUUUGUGCGGUUUUUCUCUCUGAUACCGCCAAGAACUCUGGUUAUGACCCGAAAAUUGCAUUGACCAUUCCGAAGCGCUGCAACUUUGCUCAUCGACCCAUUGGCUACAAAUGUGGACCAUACACUCUCCCAUGAAGGAAGGUAAAGAAUAUUAUGGGACAUGACUAGCUAGCUACUCGUUUCACAGUUAUAGCAGGCUAGCAUGAUAUAUAUAUUUGUUUCUGUCUAUGUUAUCUUGAAUAACCUUGCGUAUGUAAUCAUAUCCUUGAAUAAAACUGGCUUUGUCAUCUUUGCAAAGAAAGUUGACCUGUUACAAAACAUUAAAUGAAAUAAAAACAUCAAAGAGUUAAAUCAUCCUAAGACCAU